GGGGGACCCGCCGCGGCUGCUGCCACCGCCGCCACCACCGCCUCUGUGCUCGUGGGGUGGGAAGGAGGUGUGAGUCCCGGGCGCGAGCCGGCGGCUGCGCCGCUGCGGGAGGGUAGGCGGUGGGACGGCGAUGGCGGAUAUAGAUAAACUCAACAUCGACAGCAUCAUCCAACGGCUGCUGGAAGUGAGAGGGUCCAAGCCUGGGAAGAAUGUCCAACUCCAGGAGAAUGAAAUCAGGGGUCUGUGCUUAAAGUCUCGGGAGAUCUUUCUCAGUCAGCCUAUCCUGCUAGAACUUGAAGCACCACUCAAAAUAUGUGGUGACAUCCAUGGGCAAUACUAUGAUUUGCUUCGACUCUUUGAGUACGGUGGUUUCCCACCAGAAAGCAACUACCUGUUUCUUGGGGACUACGUAGACCGGGGGAAGCAGUCCUUGGAGACUAUCUGCCUCUUACUGGCCUACAAAAUAAAAUACCCGGAGAACUUUUUUCUUCUCAGAGGGAACCAUGAGUGUGCCAGCAUCAAUAGAAUUUAUGGAUUUUAUGAUGAAUGUAAAAGAAGAUACAAUAUUAAACUCUGGAAAACGUUUACAGACUGCUUUAACUGUUUGCCAAUAGCCGCCAUCGUGGAUGAGAAAAUAUUCUGCUGUCACGGAGGUUUAUCACCAGAUCUUCAAUCUAUGGAGCAGAUUCGGCGAAUUAUGCGACCAACUGAUGUGCCCGAUCAAGGUCUCCUUUGUGAUCUUUUGUGGUCUGACCCCGAUAAAGAUGUCUUAGGCUGGGGUGAAAAUGACAGAGGAGUGUCCUUCACAUUUGGUGCGGAAGUGGUUGCAAAAUUUCUUCAUAAGCAUGAUUUGGAUCUUAUUUGUAGAGCCCAUCAGGUGGUUGAAGAUGGAUAUGAAUUUUUUGCCAAGAGGCAGUUGGUCACUCUGUUUUCUGCCCCCAAUUAUUGUGGAGAGUUUGACAAUGCUGGUGCCAUGAUGAGUGUGGAUGAGACGCUGAUGUGCUCUUUUCAGAUUUUAAAGCCGGCAGAGAAAAAGAAGCCGAAUGCCACUAGACCCGUCACACCACCAAGGGUUGCAUCAGGCCUGAACCCGUCCAUUCAGAAAGCUUCCAAUUAUAGAAACAAUACUGUUCUUUACGAGUGACCGAUUAUGCUCUAUGUGGCCUACAUGCUUUAUUCUGCGGUGAAGUUGAGGCUUCUAAGUCAAAACGAAGGAACUAACUAUCCACCAGUUUAUACAGAGCUCACAGUAUCUAUGACUUUUUUAAACUAAGAUCUGUUAAAAAAUGUUUCAACAGAUGACCGUGUAUAAUACCAUGUGGUGAAAAUGAAGUCAGACUUAUUAAAUGCAAAACUUGUUCAAUCCUCUCAGUGUCUAUUUAUCAGCACAAUACACACAGGAGAACUGUUAAUGGCAUCUUGAAUAGAUUUUAAUGAAUAAAUUGCUCUGGAAACCA
Messenger RNA from Echinops telfairi (small Madagascar hedgehog), 1457 nucleotides. RefSeq names its product protein phosphatase 1 catalytic subunit gamma (gene PPP1CC). Gene Ontology annotation, molecular function: protein serine/threonine phosphatase activity. The record is from RefSeq and is a predicted model, not a curated record. Gene Ontology annotation, cellular component: cytoplasm; nucleus. Bases 131 to 1144 code for a protein of 337 amino acids. The transcript is spliced from 8 exons. NCBI's taxonomy places the organism in Eukaryota, Metazoa, Chordata, Mammalia, Afrosoricida, Tenrecidae.